AUGAGAAAGGAAAUGAACCAAGAAAGAAUCAAUAGAGAGCUUCAAAAUGCUGUCAUUCAAGAUGGAUUGAGAUUGAUAAGGGAAAAUAAGUCUAGGGGAACUCAAAGUGAAAAUUCUCAAGAGGGAGGGAUAUCUUUGAGUAUGGGUGAUUAUUAUCCUCAUCAGCCUUCUACUUCUAGGAGGCAUAGGCGAAAUUCUCAUGCACCCCCACCCCCUAAAGAAGUCAAUGUUGUGUUGCCUCACUUCCAUGGGAAAGACAAUGUUGAGGCUUAUCUUGAUUGGGAAAUGAAGGUGGAACAAUUAUUUGCUUGCCACCAAGUAAGUGAAGAGAGGAAGGUCUCUCUAGCUACCCUAACCUUUCAAGGGUAUGCAAUGUAUUGGUGGACUGCCUUAGUCCAAGAGAGGCUUAGACAUCAAGCCCCUCCCAUUUAUUAUUGGAAUGAUCUCAAGUCUGCCCUUAGGAGGAGACACAUCCCCUCCUAUUACAAUAGGGAACUCAUGGAUAAACUCCAAAGGUUACAACAAAGGACUAUGACAGUUGAAGAAUAUAGACAAAAGGUGGAGUUAUACAUCAUGAGGACAGGCAUAGUAGAAGGUUCAGAAACUACUUUGGCUAGGUUUUUAAGUGGUCUCAAUUUUGACAUUAGAGAUAGAGUUGAACUUCUACCUUAUAGAGAUUUGAAUGANCUUGUUCAAAUGUGUAUCAAGGUAGAACAACAAAACUUGAGAAAAUCUUCUUCUAAAAGAGUUCAAGUUCAACCUAUCUUUGAAAAGAAAAUUUUUAAAGAAAAAGAGCCAUUUAAACCUCUAGCUAAAAUAGAAGAGAAACCCAAGAAAGAGUCCACCUCACACACAAGAACAAGUGAAAUUAAGUGCUUUAAAUGUCUAGGAAGGGGUCAUGUAGCUACUCAAUGUCCUACAAAAAGAAACAUCAUUUUAAAAGGCAAGGACAUUUAUAGUAGUGAAAGUGACACCCCAACUAGUGAAAGUGAGAGUGAGGAAGAAGAAAGAGAAGAGGAAGUAUAUGCUGAUGAUGGACAACUUCUCAUGGUGAGAAGAAUACUUAGUAACCAACCAAGUCUUGAACACCUAUCACAAAGAGAGAACAUCUUUCAUACAAGAUGUAAAAUUCAAGAAAACCAUUGUUCUCUCAUUGUUGAUAGUGGUUCUUGCUGCAAUUGUUGUAGCACAAGGUUGGUUGAAAAGUUGAAGCUUGACAUUAUACCCCAUCCAAAACCUUACAAACUUCAUUGGCUAACUGAAGAUGGGGAUAUAAUAGUCAAGAAUCAAGUGAAAUUGGCAUUUUCCAUUGGGAACUUUAAAGAUGAAAUUUUAUGUGAUAUAGUUCCCAUGGAAGCAUGUCAUGUGUUAUUGGGGAGACCAUGGCAAUUUGAUCAUCAAACUAUUCAUCAUGGUCUAACCAAUACUAUCACUAUCCAUCAAAGGGACAAGAACACACUUACAUGCACAUCUAGUGACUCCAAGACUUCAACUCUUUCUCCACCCAUUCAAAAACUUUUGAAAGAAUUUGAUGAUCUAUUUCCAAAAGAAAUUCCAAAAGGGCUCCAACCCAUAAGAGGAAUAGAACAUCAAAUUGAUUUCAUCCCAGGGGCAAUUCUUCCUAAUAGGCCUGCCUAUAGGACAAACCCCCAAGAAACCAAGGAGAUUGAGUCACAAGUCCAAGAGUUGCUAGACAAAGGCCUAGUUCAAAAGAGUCUAAGUCCAUGUGUUGUACCAGUGUUGCUUGUACCAAAGAAGGAUGGGAAGUGGCGCAUGUGCUGUGAUUGUAGGGCUAUCAACAACAUCACAAUCAAAUAUAGACAUCCCAUUCCUAGGCUUGAUGAUAUGUUGGAUGAAUUGCAUGGAGCUCAAAUAUUUUCAAAGGUAGAUCUUAAAAGUGGAUAUCACCAAAUAAGAAUCAAAGAGGGUGAUGAAUGGAAAACUGCCUUUAAGACCAAGUUUGGAUUAUAUGAAUGGCUAGUUAUGCCUUUUGGUCUUACAAAUGCUCCAAGCACAUUUAUGAGACUUAUGAAUCAUGUCCUUAGGGAUUGCAUUGGAUUUGUGGUCAUCAAAAAUGGGGUUCAUGUGGACCCAGAAAAAAUAAAGGCCAUACAAGAUUGGUCUCCCCCAAAGAAUAGUCAACACAAGUUACAAAAGAGACAUGCUAAGUGGUUAGAAUUCAUUGAGCAAUUCACUUAUGUUAUUAAAUACAAGAAAGGAAAAUCUAAUGUGGUGGUUGAUGCUUUAUCAAGAAAAAUUAAUCUCUUAGCCACAUUAGGAGCUCAAAUUCUUGGAUUUAAUAACAUUAUUGAGUUGUAUUCACAAGAUCCUGAAUUUGCUCAUAUGUAUGAGGAAUGUCUCAAUAAGUCCCAAGGAGGAUUUUAUGUGAGAGAGGGGUAUCUUUUUAAAGAAGGAAAAAUUUGCAUCCCUCAAGGAUCACAUAGAAAACUCCUAGUCAAAGAGACACAUGAGGGUGGUUUAAUGGGGCAUUAUGGGGUAGAAAAGACUCUUGGCAUGAUAAAAGAAAAAUUCUUUUGGCCUCACAUGAGAAGGGAUGUUCAAAGGCAUUGUUUUAAGUGCAUCACUUGUUUGGAAUCCAAAUCUAAAUCAAUGCCUCAUGGACUUUACACUCCUUUGCAUGUUGCAUCAACCCCUUGGGAAGAGAUAAGUAUGGAUUUUGUGUUAGGACUUCCCAAAACUUCUAGGGGUUUUGAUUCUAUCUUUGUGGUGGUAGACAGAUUUAGUAAAAUGACUCAUUUUAUACCUUGCCACAAAGUAGAUGAUGCAAGCAACAUUGCAAAGUUAUUCUUUAGAGAUGUGGUUAAACUUCAUGGUCUACCUAAGGUAAUAGUUUCGGAUAGAGAUACAAAAUUUCUUAGUCACUUUUGGAGGACCUUAUGGUCUANAUUAGGGACUAAGUUAUCUUUUUGUACUACUUGCCAUCCUCAAACAGAUGGUCAAACUGAAGUAGUCAAUAGAUCUCUUUCCACUUUACUAAGGGUAGUUCUUAAGGGAAAUCACAAGUCUUGGGAUGAGUACCUUCCUCAUGUUGAGUUUGCCUACAAUAGAGUAGUUCAUGGAACUACUAAAAUGUCUCCUUUUGAGGUUGUCUAUGGCUUUAACCCUUUAACUCCUAUGGAUUUAAUACCCCUUCCAAAUUCUAUUGAUUUUAUUCAUCAAGAUGGGGUAUCUAAAUCUAAGUUUAUCAAAUCAAAGGGUUAG
This is a messenger RNA of Vigna radiata var. radiata (mung bean), 3222 nucleotides long. RefSeq lists its product as uncharacterized. The record is from RefSeq and is a predicted model, not a curated record. Lineage: Eukaryota; Viridiplantae; Streptophyta; Magnoliopsida; Fabales; Fabaceae. Gene Ontology annotation, biological process: DNA integration. The transcript is spliced from 4 exons. Gene Ontology annotation, molecular function: nucleic acid binding; zinc ion binding. Bases 1 to 3222 code for a protein of 1073 amino acids.